Benincasa hispida (wax gourd) is the source of this 2580-nucleotide messenger RNA. Its product is annotated as ternary complex factor MIP1 leucine-zipper protein. Lineage: Eukaryota; Viridiplantae; Streptophyta; Magnoliopsida; Cucurbitales; Cucurbitaceae. The record is from RefSeq and is a predicted model, not a curated record.
CUGGUCUUUGCCAACAGUGUUCAUUCUCUUGCAUUAAUUUUCUUUGGAUUGUUUCUUCUAUAAAAUUUUCCCCCUCUCUGUUUUGGCACUUGUCCAUAUCUGGAGCCACUGUCCCCCUGCAUUUAAUACUGUUUCACUGCUUGUUUUUGACAUUGAUUCAGUACCCAUUUUUGUCUCUGUAAUCACUCCUUAAAAAAACACCAACUUUUUAGUUUUUACAAAACCCCAUCAUCCCAUUUCCCAUUCAUCUUCUUCUUCAUCUUUCUCUGUUCUACCCCAAAUUUUCUUCUCCCUGUUUUUUAGUUGCAAUGAGAAAAGAAAACCCCAUCUUCUAAUUCUUCCUUUUCUGAAGUCUUCUUUUUGAUGUUCAUCUGAAAAAGGCUUCUUACCUUCAAGAAAUGGAAAUGGAAAAGGGCAAUAAAAAGCAAAUUUCUGAUGGAAAUGUUCAGCUUUCCUUGAAGCAGGAGAUUCUACAGCUCGAAGAACAAUUACAAAGUCAGUUCGCCACUCGCCAUGCCUUGGAGAAAGCAAUCAAUUUUCAGCCUCUCUCUUUUCACUCUGCUUUUCACUCUGCUACCGAAAACUCAAUCCCAAAGGCUGAGAUGGCACUGAUUAAACAAAUAGCGGUCUUGGAGUUGGAAGUUGUUUAUUUGGAAAAGUAUCUUCUGUCGCUAUACCGUCGAACUUUCAACCAACAUGUAUCCUCUUUUUCCACCAUGGAUGAUAGGCUCGAAUCGUAUACCGAACCUCAUAUUGCAAUCGAAGGAGAACAUUCUUUCAUUAAUUCCAGCCAUAUUGUGUCACCGGAAACUUUAUCUCAUAAUCAAUCAAAAGGAAGAAAUGAAGUUGAGGAACCAGAGAAGCUGUCACUCUUACAUCGCAGCUAUUCGUCUCUGUCGCAGAGAUCGCUCAGUUCAUCUAGAAACUACCCUCUGUCAGCUAAAGCAGUAGAUUCAUUCCAUUCCCUUCCAUUAUCAAUGCUGGAGCAAUCUCGAAUUGAUGCUCCGAAUUCUACGAGCCUUGGGGAGCAUCUCGGUGCCUGUAUAUCUAAUCGAGCAGAUGAGUCGCCUAACUGGCUUUCUGAGGAGAUGAUCAAGUCCAUCUCUGCAAUAUACCUUGAACUUGCAGAACCUCCUUUGAUGAAUCACAACAAUCCUUCUCCAAUCUCACCUUUGUCAUCCGUGUAUGAACUUUCUUCACAAGACUUUGGUAGUAUGAGGAACUACGAGAAGUCGUUCAACUCGCAUUUCGAGAACCCUUUUUACACUGAAGAAUUUAGUCACACAAUGUUGAGGGUGCAAUGGAUUUCUAGAGAAAGAAAGGACUCAGAUAUCAACCAAAUGCUACAAGGUUUCAGGUCUCUUAUUUUUCGGCUCAAAGAAGUCGACCUCAAAGUGAUGAAACACGACGAAAAGCUUGCGUUUUGGAUUAAUGUACACAAUACACUGGUAAUGCAUGCUUAUUUGCAAUAUGGGAUCCCUAAAAAUAGUUUGAAGAGAAUAUCUUUGAUACUCAAGGCUGCAUACGAUAUUGGGGGCCACAUAAUAAGUGUAGACAUGAUACAAAGCUCAAUUCUUGGGUGUCGUUUGCCUCGUUUGGGACAGUGGCUGCACCUGUUCCUCUCAUCGAAAACGAAAUUUAAGGUCACUGAUGCACAGAAAUCCUUUCCAAUCAACCACCCCGAACCUCGGUUAUACUUUGCUCUAUGUUGUGGGAGUCAUUCUGAUCCAGCGGUCCGUAUCUAUACGGCCAAGAGGGUGAAUGAGGAGCUGGAGGUUGCAAAAGAAGACUACAUCCUUUCAAAUUUGAGGGCACACAAAGGGCAGAGAAUUCUACUCCCAAAGAUUGUGGAGUCUUUUGCCAAGGAUUCUGGUUUGUGCCUGGAAGAUUUGGAGAACAUUGUGGAGCGUCUAAGGUCCGACAGGCGGAUAAAAGACAUUCAGCAGCGGCAACGAAAGAAGUUUUGGAAGAGUAUUGGAUGGAUACCUCACAACUUCAGCUUCAGCUUUCUGCUGCCCAAAGAAUUGGCAUGCCAAUCCUUGUCUUGAUAGUUUCAUACGCAAGUUGGUCAAUGAUUUCUAAUCGGAUGGUGCGAAUCCGAAGUAUUUUUGUUGGGGGAGAUUCGAUCUUGGAGCUACAUCAACACAUCGGGUUGGCGUACAAGGAUGCCUAGGUUGAGGGCUAUAUCCAUUUAUGUAAUUUGAUAUGGUUGCAGCUUGGAAUGACAGAUGAAUCACAGCCAUAGCCUUUGUGGUUGAGGAGAGUUUUGGUAAAGAAAAGGAAGGGCCAACCAAGAAGAGGCUCAUGCUGUUGAAUCCAAAAGGAAAAGAAAUGGUGAUUUUUGGACAAAAAAGUUGAGCUAUUUGAUUGGUAAAAAAUAGGAGUAGCAGGUUAUGAUUCAACUGUCAUCCUAAGAUGUCCUGUCUGAUGUCUAUUUUUGUUGAUGUAAUGUAUUAAAAUGCUGCAAGUUUUGGAGACAUUCAUUGAUUUUGACAAUUAUCUGCUCAAAGGAAGCUUGCCAAUUGGUUGUUUCCCAUUUGAUACAUCUGAGGAUACAUUUUUGCCCAUUUGGUUGUUUCC